This is a messenger RNA of Blastomyces dermatitidis ER-3, 4854 nucleotides long. RefSeq lists its product as uncharacterized. The transcript has a single exon. The record is from RefSeq and is a predicted model, not a curated record. The coding region runs from base 1108 to 3846 and encodes 912 amino acids. NCBI's taxonomy places the organism in Eukaryota, Fungi, Ascomycota, Eurotiomycetes, Onygenales, Ajellomycetaceae.
GAGAGGGGCCGUUUCAGGGGGUUUCUUCGAGAACAAGACAAGACUGAAUGGACCAACGAGCAGAAAGCCGAGUAACUUAAAUAUAUGAGGUACGAUGUAAAUAAACUACCUGCUGCAGUGGUUGCUUGCAGUUUCUUUGAUCUUGGCCUGAUCUAUCUCGGCCUAAAUACAUAAAUAAAGACCACCCCUUCUUUGUCCGAAAGCUGUAGAAGCGGGUUUCCCUGGUCUGGAUGAAGACUGGCUUGAUUUGUUGGUGGUUAGCAGCGUACUCCGUAGUUUAAGGAGAUAUUUCUUUCUUGCUUCUUCUGUUCCAACAGGGAUCGUCAUCUUUGGCUCGUCGUCGUCGACUUUCCCCCCUCUUGAGUCUUCCAUCCUUCCCAUCCUCCUCCUAUUUGUCCUUUGCGACCAGCCCUCAUCACACUGCUGGAAACCCUUUUCCAACCACCCUUAAAAAAAAGUGUUUGUGACCAUAUUUUUCACUUGGGUAGAAUUUUAAUUAUUUAGCGCCUGUUCCAGACUCCAUUUUAAGCACAAACUGUCCAAGUCGUGGCCCGGAUUGAAUAUUGGCCUCCCGGUGUUUGUUAUUUACCUCCCAUUCGCUGUAUCGUAUCGCAAUCAAACUAUCAUCAACCCAUCAUCCACAGCGGAUAGAGAGAAUUUCUCUGCAAAGCCCUGUCUGUCUGUUCCUGACAUUCUUCGCACCGAGGCUUAGCUCGCCACCCAGCAGAUUAUAGACACAGAGGUUGGCUCCGUUCCAUCGAUCGAUUGUUUUCCAAUAAUCCAGUGCGACAGCGGACAGCGCCUAUAUAUCGCACCUCACUUCCCGCCACGAUCAGCGAACCAGCUUUGUGGGAAAUAAUUCGGUCUGGGCUUGUGUCAGCGCUGGAAAAAGUAUCUGGACUCCUUCUCCGUUAUGCGGCCGCUACCUUGGAUAACGUGAGAAACCCAUGGGCAUCGAGUGCUAUGGAUGAGUUUUCCCCCAGGAAUAAGGAGGUUUCAAAAGUUAUGCAAAACAAAUUUCCUUAACCGGGGACCGUUAUCAUUAUUUUAUAAGACUAGUCAGUCCCUUAGCACGAACCCACCCAGACCAACUCGACCUCUGGCAAUAUGCCGUCAGUGAAUAUUCUGGAGACAAGCCCGACAACGCCGCCGGCAAGUCAUCCGGGUCUGAAAGCCCAUAAAGCCCUACCACGAAAACGCGAUGUAUUGCCUACACAGGGUUUGGCAUUUACGUCGUCGAGUCCGAGACCUUAUGAUGCCACGCCUCCUUCAAACGGGUACACCCAUCCUACCGCGCCAGCUCUUCCCUUGACACCCCCUGGCCUGGUAUUAGAGCCAUGUAGGAAAUCAAGCAAUGGUAUCUCGCGCGAGGUAUCUCACGAGCUUAUCCCAGCCACGACAGGAACUGAUACGCCAACUCACCAGUUAAGCCCCCCGACACCCGAUAUUACACCUCCACGAACAGUUUCGCAAUUCAAAAAGAGAGAAGGUCUUACUCCAAUACAACCGUCCAUGUCCUCAAGGGCUGAGUCGUUCACUACUGCCCGAGAAACUUUGUCAUCGGAGGAAGAAUUGGAAAAGAGAAAUGCUGCAUCGGUCCAGCCCGCCCCAUCGUUGCGUCCAGCCAAACACAAGCUGCCUCAUCCGCUGCGAACAAAUACGACAUCGGCGGAGCGAGGGCUUUUGAGAAAUGCAGGGCCACCAAGGGGUGGUGGACCUGUUGCAGAUGGAAUGACAGUUAGCCAGACAGAUGCGGCCACGUUUGAUUCUUUUGAUGGCCAGUGGACUAAGCUAGAUGAAAACGUUAUUGCCGGCUUCCAAAAAAAGAAACACAGGCGUCGACCGAUCCUCUCUGAUCACGACCCAUUUUCCCAAGUCAACGCCGGCCCUUCUGAUUCGCAACCUAUAUCUAAAUCAUCGUCUAGCCGGGAAAAGAGUUUGGAGAAGCGGGUAAAAGACACACAAAAUAUUCCCGUGACAUCUUCCGUUGAGAAGUUUGCGGAGAGUAUAGCAUGGGUUACGGGAGAGGAGCAGCUUGAUAUGAGCGAACGCAUCCAUGCUUGGCGUUUGUCUGGGAUAUCGACUACAUCAACCGUGGAAGCUAUGGUAAUAGAUCCUCCGCAACGAAAGCUACCGACAUUACGGCAUACAGAAAAGAAUUCCUCCCUUCGUUCCGUUAGUUCGCCUCUGCCUAAGUCAUAUUAUGAAGAUUCAACGUCGUCUUUGACGGACUCUCAUCCUCGUCUACUCAGAAAGUCGGCCCGCAUUACCAAUGAAAAUCGAUGGAGUGUGUCAUCGGAUAUGUCUUUUGCUGCAAGCGUAACCUCGACGAGACCAAAGCCGAAGCCUGAUGUUGUACCCGUUGUGGUAAUUCCCCAACGACAAUCCUCGUUGAAAUCUACGCACUCUAGUAGCAGGGACCAUUCACGAACGCAUUCUCUUGGCUCUAGUCGUCGACCUACCACUGCUCCAGACAGCGGCAUCGGGUCGUUUGACGUAUCUCGACGGACAAGACGCACAUUAUCCGCAUCUUUACCAUCAACGACCUCAAAAGAUGUGGGCCGUAGGAGCUCUUUGUCUGGGCUAACCGUUCCUCAAAGAAAGUCUUCGUUAUCCGCACCCACAAGCCGAAAUAACUCUAGGGCGCCUUCACUUACCUCGGAGAGUUUGCAAUAUCAUGCACCACCUCCCACCGUCCAGCCCGCUCUCCCUCAGCGCCGCAAUCAAGCGCCCGUGCAACCGAUAUCUACCAAAACCCCUGUCCCCGAACCUGUCAAACAGUUUACAACUUUAACCCCACGUACGAAUGGACAGCCAGGCGAUGAAAACGGACCAAUGAUAUCUCCAUCUCUGCCUCUCACACCGUUUCAAGCAUCUAUUCAGUCCUUAUCUCCUGGCCCAGUGGAAAUUCACGAAGCUAGAGCUGUCCCGUUUUUCUUCCACAAUAAUACGUCACUUUUGCUUGUAGACCAACAGCCGGCCACCGAAUCACGAGCCGUUCAGGAACUGCGAACUUCGCCAGGUGUUAUGGAAAUGAAAGUUGCCCGACUCACGACACCAGACAUGUCUACGCAAGCUGCGGCAGCUGAUGUUGAUUCUCCACUUCGAAACCCGCGCGCUCCGCCAAAACCCCCAGCAGUCAAGGUUAUUCCGCCAACUCCUAUGGAUGAAAUUGACCAGCCUGCUCUUAUAGAUGAGCACAAUCCGGACAAGAACAAUGGCGCAAUACGUCGGUUCGGCUCUGUUCGCCGUGCCUUGAGUUCCCGGAGACGAACAGAGGCACAUACAACCCCGGUCUUGUCUCAAAAUGUACGAAACCCUAAAACCAGCAAAAAUAUAGACAGCAAAUUACAUUCAUUUUGGCUACCUCGACCGUUUUGGGAAGGGCUUGCGGACUCUGAUGAUGUGGAAGGGGAGGGUAUCCUGAGGUCCGAUUCCCCCACUUCCAGGGACAUCGAUGAUCUGUACGUUAGCAACUCGUUAGGCAUACCGCAAAAGCGUGUCAUAUUCGCUGGCCCACUAUCAGUUAUUCGAAGGAUGUCCAACCGUACUCGAUAUCGGACUACCCGUCGUAAGAACGGCAACCAUGAACUUCCAUCGCACUACAAAUCAGGUUUCCCAUCACAUCGUGUACGCCCUGCUCGCCGCAACCGCAAUUUUGCGCUACCAAGAAUGGUAUUACAAGGACCCAUACAAUCAUUGCGCGAGUUGCAACAGUGGAUCACCCAUAUCCGGCGCCAGAGGGAACAAGAUAAGCUUGAGGAGCGGAGAGAUAAAUUGAGAAAGAGCAUCGGGGGGCGCGUUCUCACUAAUAACACUACUACAAUCGUUCCGGAUGGUCGUUAAAUCCGAUGUGAUGAGGAUUACUACUAUUAACUGCCUUUUUUCCCUUGGGGCUGGCCUCGUGUAUACUCGAUGUGUAACGCAACAGGAAAUUUUCCAUUUUUGAAGGGUUUGAUAUCGAUUUUCUAUAUUUCAUCUGUUUUCAUAAUUUCCCUUAUUUUAACAUCUCAUCAACUUCUUUUCUUCUUCAUCCCAUUGUCAUUUUGUACUGCUCCUUUAGCGGGUGAUGCUGAACAUGAAAGUUUUACAUGAGAGACAUGUAUCAUCACGAUGUGUUGAUAUGAUAUAAUGAUUUAUGAAUACUUCUCUUGCUCCUCCCUUGUCCUAAGCUUGAGAAUGGAUGAUAUUCGAUUUAGCGCAGUUUUUCACCUUCCCGUUGAAUGAUUUUGAUAUCUUUUACUAUUUACUUUAUAUUUAUUUCCCAUGAUCUCCUUUCCCUUUCUGCAGACUUUUUCCUUUUCCCUUUUUUGUACUGUGGGCCCUUCAGUUCGGCCCUCUUUUUACCCCCCCCUGGAGCUUUAACGAUUUAUAAGUGAUCUUGCCCUCCGAUUAUUAUUGACGACAUAUUUAACUGCAACAAAAGAUACAUACGAUAACGAACUUACGUGGAUAUGAGACGAGAUAUCCCGAAAGGAGGAGAAUAAAAGACCAAAAAAAUAUUAAUAUUCCGCUUGGACGGACAAGCCUGUGUUGCCAUUUCCACCUUGUUUCUCUCGCCUGGUAUUCUGCAAUGCCUCCCUUAUCUGCGUAUGCUGCUGUUCCGCUGAUUUUGUUCCUCCUUUGGCCAUCCUAUAUACCAAUCUUCUUUGGCGGUUCAUACAUUACUCUUUGCUGGUUUUUGAGCGUGAGAAUGUUGUCCCCACGUAUCCUUUUUUUGCGAAGAAUGUAUAUUAAGCACUUUACCCUCCUGAAUAGGAUGUCUUUUGCAAUACAACGGACGUUUGUUGAUUAUUAAUUCAUCAUAUAUGUGGAAGCUGCCGCGAUGCUGCUUUGAUAAAUAGGAACCAAAAC